Hymenoscyphus albidus is the source of this 3650-nucleotide messenger RNA. The record is from the annotation of a GenBank genome assembly. NCBI's taxonomy places the organism in Eukaryota, Fungi, Ascomycota, Leotiomycetes, Helotiales, Helotiaceae.
AUGACCCAAUCGGAGGCACACUGGCAGGCAUCGGCUCCGGGGGAGUGCCAGCAACAGCUGGAGGCCUUUAUGAGGGACCUGAUCCGCGACGUCUUCCCUUCCGCCCUCAGACCAACGCCAUCGCAACCACAACUUGCCAGCACAAUGGCAGUUGAACGAACGAUCGCGCGCUUGGAGAGCCUCGAAAGAGGCGAAGGCAGUAACAAGUCGCGCCUCGCCAGCGCUGAAUUUCGUGGCUCCUCCGCCGUCAGAAGACGAGGGGGGAGAACCCGCAUCGUCGCUCGUCCUUGCUACGGGCCUGGACGGUGUGAGAAUGCUCUUUGUGGGCAUUCUCAUAUCGUUCCUGAGUAAGUCGCACCCCUUCUCCUUCCCUUUCCCUCUUCCAAUGGAGUGUUGUUAGCUUGCGAAAGCUCUGGGGUCUCGAGGGAGACGAUCAUCUUGGAGACUCGCCUCGUGUGGGCUCGAAGAUGAGGUCUACACAGACGACGAUGAGUGGUGACUCGAGAUCUGAGCAAGAUCGAGGUUGGAGCAAGGCUUCUGAGAUCCAAAGCUGUCUUUCCACACUCGUCGCGACCAUGAGAUGUCAGAUCGAAGCAAAGUACACAAGCUAACGUGAACCAGAGUGGCCCUAGCACCACCAGAGACUGCGGAGAUAAAGAUGGAGGGGAAGGUUGUUGCGGUCGUUCGCGACCGUUGUCUAAAGGAGGGAUACAAUGUAUCCGAGACGUUUGCGAGGCAGUGGUGUCUUGCAAACGAUCUUAAGAUCCUGGGGGCUGUGGCCGGGAUCCAAGAGAAUAUUGACAGCCGUAAGUUUUGCAAUCCCAUCAUCUCUCUCAUCACUGCCCCGAGGAAUAAGCAUAUAACACUGACUUGGCAUCUAGGUGAGCGCCGGUACCAGGCAUGCGGACGCACCAACUGGGUGCAUGUCAAUGUUCUUGCGGACAACCGACCACAGAACAUGUUUGGGGAGGACGAGUACCGCGAUGAGAGGAUCCGGUAUCUCGAGGAUGACGACAUUGGCCUUCAAGGCAUCUUGAAGGGCAAUUGGAACUCUGCCUAGUAAGUACUCUUCUCUCGCUCUCAUCCCUGACUUCAAGAGAGAGGCAUGUGCUGACAUACUUGCAGCGGCAGAGAGAUCAAGGAACGGUUUGCUGGCGACAAGGUCGCACAAAAGAAACAGUACAAGCUGUACAGGGCCGAGGCCAAGUAUCGAAAGGACCGAGGGGAGUACCACCAGGAUCUCCAUUCCAAGGCGUACGCCGCGGAGGAGAUCCAGCGACUCUUGGAAGACUUCGAUACCGAGCACGAGCCCAAGUACGAUCUCGACAAGUUCCCAGAGGAGGAAGAUGACAUGCGUACCUCGUAUCUUCCCUCUGAGGCGCCAGCAGCCGUUGCCGAACCAGCAGUCGUCGCCGCCCCAAAUCCCGAGCCUCCAAGGAAGAUGGGUCACUGGACCAAAUUAUACCUCGAAGCGAAGGCAGAUUUCGAAGCCUUUCAGGCAAGAAAAGCUGAAGAGGAUGCCAAGGACCUCGAGUCCUCGGAUGAGGACGAGGAGUUUGACGGCUCGGAGCACAGUGAAGACGACGGCUCACUCGAAGCCCAGGCAAGCGACGAGGAACGACAGCCGCCAUCCAAUCUUCCCGAGGAUGACCCUGUCGGAGAAGACGUUUGUGACGAGGAGGAGGAACUGCCAACCAACGAACCAGUACCAGACUCCCCCACAAACAACAUGGCCGCGUUCCCUCCUGCACCAGAGCUCACAAUGGUAUGUCCUCAACCAAUCCCUUAUCAUGAUUCUCAUUUUCAGAACUGACAAUCUCCUAGGAAGCUUUGGAAGCGAUGACGAACGAAGAGCAAGUUCUCCAAUUUCUCCUCCGCCCAAAUGGACGUGGCAUCAUCUACCAAAAGAUCGAUAACUUGAAGUGCACUCUCGUAGACCGUAUCAACGCCUUGGACUACUAUCUCAAGAAGUAUGCCGACGACCUCGACGAAGAGUCUAAACGCGCACUGGAACUCCAGAUGCUGCAUUACCGAUCUCAACAGGAACGAAUCGAGCGCAAAGACUACAGAGUCGUCGAGGAGCGUAUUUUGACCGGUCAAAAGAUCGUUCGCUUCGAUAACCACGGAGAUGAGGAGGCGAAAGGAAGAUUGGCGCGCAAGAAAGAGGCCGCUGCCGCUUAUCGUGUUACUCCCGACAAGCCAACCAACGCGUCUUCUGCCAAACCCUCCGACGCGACUUCUGCCAAGCCUUCUGGCGAAUCUUCUGGCAACUCUUCUGGCAACUCUUCAAAUCAACCAGGAGGUUUCAUGAACCUGGGAUUCGAAAAGAGAGAGCUUACAGAGGCCAUGGAAAAGGUUGUGUUGACGAAGGACUUGACUCCUGAAGAACGCACUAGACGACUCGCUGGUGUCACUGACGAACUCACAACCGAAGGGCCCAUCAUGAAGAAUCAUGAUCGCAGCGAAGAGGAGAAAGCUCACUAUCUUGCACGUUUCCAGGAGUUCGAUGCCAAUCGCCAAAAAUACAAGGGUUUCUCCAAAUCCAUGAAACCAAAGGCUGAGAAGGCUGAGAAGGCUGACCAAACCGACAAGCAAGAUGAUGACAACAAGCAAGAUGAUACCAACAAGCAAGAUGAUGCCGCCGAGGUCGAAGAGCAAGAUGAAAAGCCGGUGAUGUCUGAAAAGGCACGCGGCAAGCAACCAAUUCGUCCUUGGGAGCAAAAUACCACCAAGACCCCUCCUGUUACCAAGAAGCCCGUCAAGUCCAAGAAGCACUCCGAGAGUCUUUUCAAGAAAUUGUCCAAGAAUACAAUUGAGAGCAAGCUCGAAAGCAUGAAACUUGACAACAAUGACCCAAUUGCCAAUCUUGCAAAGCUCCGUCGUGCAAGCGCUGCCCUCAUAUCUGACAUCGCGACCCCCGAAACCCCCAGUCACGAUGAGGGUGAUACUACUUUCGACGCUACCCACGAUCCAGAUGCGGAGGAGGCAAACGUCGACGCGUUCUUCGCCGAUGACACAACUGACAUGGAUGAGUUGCAAACCACUCCUGGCGGAACCACAAAUACCGAACGAGCUGCCACUACCAAUACCACACAGUUCUCUGGAGCUACGAUUCCUGAAUCAGAACCCGCUCGACAGCCUCCAACUGCACAAGAACUGGCGUUCCAUGAGAUUGAAGUGGAAGUGAACCUUAUCACCAACCGUAUCCCUGUUCAAGAGUAAGUCCCCCUUUUCGCGCCUAAACAAACAGACAACUAACAAUCCAUAGACGUGAAUUUUUCCGGCGUGUUAUGAGAUUCCAUCAACUCACGGGCUAUAGACUCUACCGCGGUAAGUUCUUUGAGCACGAUGUCGCCAUGGUCAUUCAUCACCUCGAACGCAGCCUCGGAUACACACCCCCUGAAGGCAUCGACAUCGGAGUCAUCUGCAAGCUUCUCGGACUCUGCAAUAACGACCCCAUUCGCGCUUACAGUUUCCUGAAGAUAUUGUAUGAGGAUAUCACCGUAUAUUUCGAGGAGAUCGGCGUCCGAAACGCGACCUGGUCGAUGUACGAGGCCACAAUCUUGCGAUGGGAGUUGUACUACUGGCACUGUCUUCUGACCAUUGAGGCGAUUAUGACGCGGCAUAACAUUGUAAUCGCUCAAGACUGA